Messenger RNA from Paramuricea clavata, 7354 nucleotides. The record is from the annotation of a GenBank genome assembly. Lineage: Eukaryota; Metazoa; Cnidaria; Anthozoa; Malacalcyonacea; Plexauridae.
UGAGUUGCUCAUGCGCAUUUUCGCCACAGGAACCCAUGCCAUGGGGCCCAUGACAAUCAGAUGAUAGAACAAAACAUGCAGACAUGUGUCGAAUGCUGUCAGUCUGUCAACAGCAGGCGAGUUUGCAAGACGUAGGAAGAAGUUUAAUUAGGUUCAGUUUCUAGCUAAAUUUCACCACAAUGAAGCUCUUUCUUGUAUUCGUAAGCCUUGCUAUCACAGCAUUUAGCUAUUCUGUUGCUGAUUUACCGCCAUAUUGCGGUGUGGAUAUCGAGGAAUACCCAAAAGCUGAAGGAACGCUUCGACAAGUUCAUCUGGUUACGAGGUAUCAAAUUAUGUUUUUAAAUUGUUUAUCGCUCGGUUUAUCACAAUUAGUUGUUUACGACUUGGAAAUAUCUGGGGAAGUAUUUGAAUGCGUUAUCUUUUAGAUUUUAGCCAGAAGGUUAAUGUUUUAAGAUGCAAAAAUUUUGAAUGAAGAAUUUUCUCCCGAGCAAACAAUUUUGCAAUCUUACAGUAUUUAUAAAUGAUUUAAAUCCAGGAUGUUGUGCAAUGCAAUGCAAUGCAAUAUGGCAAUGUAAAACGUAUGACGUUUUUAUUUUGAGAUACUCAUAAUAGGCCUAAAAUUGUGGCAUCACAAUUGUUGUCAGAUGUAUACAGAUUCAAAACACACCCAUUCUGAAUAUUAAUUUCAACCAGCAUGCAACCAGUACUGUAUAAGACCGUAUAAACAAUUAGCUAAUUCUACAACAACAUUAUUCUUGCACCAGUUUUUUUGCAAAUAUGGUUGGCACUUUGCUCCAGCAAAUUGAGCACACAUGAACGCUCAGUUUGACAAUAAAUAUGAAGGUCAGAUAAAAAAUCAAACCUUGAACCUUUGUCUGCAUGUUUGAGUAUAAAGGUCAGGUGCGCAACCAAUCACAAUUAUCUCGGAGAGAUUCAAAGGGCAAGGUAGCCUGGAAAACAGACGUUUUUUUCGCAAAACUUCUCCCACUGUGAAAGAAAUUAUAAUGAUAUCUUGCUUAACCCAUUGAGCAUGGUCAUCGCUCUCCCGUUGAUGAUUAGUAGGGCAUAUUGUAGUACAGUGCAAGUAGAUAAAGUGGGGCAUAUUGGAGUACAGUGCAACUUACUGGGUUAUGACUAACUUUGCUUAGGCAAUUUGCAAAUCAACAUUGCAAUGUUGUGUUGUGUUGCAAUUCUAUGUUUGCAAUCAUGUGACUUUUCAUCCAAAUGAUGGGUAAUCAAACAACCUGUGGACGAUUUUUCCCCUAUCAGAAUGACCAGUUGUAGCAAGAAAAACUGAACGGUAAUUCAUCUUUUGAGUCUUAAACUGUCUCUAAACUUGAUCAAUGCAUUAAAAUAGCUGUUGUUUGUUAUACCUGCCCAUCACAAACAAAUUCCCAAUUUGAUAAUAAACCUAGCUUGGUGAACCUAUUGCUUCCUAGGCAUGGAGAUCGUAUUCAGGCAAGUGCUGGACAGUGUUGGAAAGGUGAUGAACACACAUGGGAUUGUCUUUUGACUGAGGCUACUGUGCCGACCAUCAACCGUGAUCAACAUUACCUUCGUGUGGAAAGAUUAUAUAGAAAAGGUUAAGGAUAGACUUAUAAUUAUUUUUUUGUAGUGCAACAAUAGACAAUAAAAUGAAAAUGCAACUGAAAAUUCCUUCAACAAUUGGAAAAUAUACAGACAGUAUAUCUUCCUGCUUUAUUGUUUCAGUUCAUUUCUUCAGGAUACAUUAUUUAAUUAUACCAUUGUUUGUUUUACUUUUAAGAAUCAAAAUGUUUUUUUAAUUAAGUUUAUUAUUGCAUCACCAAUUAAAUUACAUGUGCAGUAUUUUUAAUAUAACAUUCAAAAACAGCAAAUGUGAUGCCUAUAUAUAUAACAUACAUUUUAUUUCCUUUCACUUGGGGAGAGGGGUGUGCCCAUAUGUGGAUUUCCAUAUGUGCAUGACUGUGACUCCAAAAUAUAUAAAAGAAAUCAUAAAUAUUUGCAUAUAGGCAUGUGCAUUUUUUUGUCAGGAAAUACUGGGCAUGAGCAGAUGGUAUGAAUGAACUCUUAACCAUAUAAACCUUAAUCCUAGAUGUAAUUAUUAAACCCUAAUAUAACCAUAAUUAUAUAAGCUAUAGAUGAGGAUCUUGACUGAUCUGGAUCAAGUCUGACACCCACCUUGACGUCCUCUAUGUUAAUUUAUAGUGUUUUAUACUGGUCGUGAAGAAGUACCUGGCAACUGUGCCUUGGGUCAACUGACAAGUGUUGGUUUCAAACAACAGCUUGAUAAUGGAGAGAAUUACAGAAAGGUUUAUGUUGACAGUGGAUUCUUGUUAAAAAAUUUCUCCUCUGUUGAACAUCGUGUUCGCAGUACUGGUGAGUAUUUGACUCGAAGUAGAAGUGUAAUGUUUAUCUGCAAUUUUACACCAAUUUACCAAGGCCCUGUUAGGACAAAUUCUAACAGGUAAGACCCUGUGUUGAAAUAACACAAUAUAGUGAAUAGAAAUAUAGCAACAUACAUAUGAUUUAUAUAUUUGACCAAUAGAGAUCAUAGAUAUCUUAUAGAGAGAUCAUAGAUAUCUUAUAUACACUAGAUAGCACAUCUCUUUUAGUAAAAUAGAAGCCAAGAAUAUUCCAGCGGUUACCCCCAUUUGAAUAGAUGGCGGCCAUGUUGGUCAUUUCCACUCGCUAAUAAACACUUAAAAACAACAAUAACUUUCAUCAUUUGAAUACUUUAAAAAUGUAUUUGGAAUAGGGUUAACUUAAUAUUUAAGUUCCCUGUUUAAGAAAUAGGAAGUAUACGAAUCUUCUUUCAUUUCAUGGAACGACCUGAGACUGCAAUCACGGCUUCAAAUUUUGAAUUGCAGAAUAAUUAGAUGCACUAUCUAGUGUAUAUAAGAUAUCUAUGAGAGAGAUGCUUGGGACAUGAGAAUUUAUAUAAUCUUUGUAAAAACAUAUUUACCUAUUGAGUGGCAGUAAGUCUCCCCUUGAUGAAUAAAAUUGUCUGGUGUUAGACAGAGCAAAAUAAUAAAAUAGGCAAUCAGGGUGCAUUGCCACUUAAUUAAAGGACUAAUAUUCAUCAUGUUUCAUGGCUCAAUGCAUGCUUUUACAUUUUGUAAUAUUCUCCUUUUCCAGAUAUAUUUAGGACACUUCAGUCGGCACAGAUGUUUAUGACUGGUCUAUUCCCACCUUCACAACCUGUUGAAGGACGAUCUGGUAUUAUGGAUAUCAACACCAUGGAUGCAACAUAUGAAAAUAUGUACCCUAACUCAAAGUAAGAUACUUGGGUGUGGUGUUUGCAAGCUCUGAACACUAUACCUUUAUAAUCUGUCUGAGUAUGCCCAAAGGUGCAGACGCAAUAAGUGCCAAUAACAAAAAAGCUUCAAAUUGAUAGGGAUGCAACCAGAGGCGUAGCCAGGAUUUUUGGUCAGGGGGGGGCAGCAAAAACCCAGGUGGGGCCAAGCUGCCAGUGACUCUAGAUGCAAAGUUUGCGCAAGGCAUUCUGUGUAGUGCUGGGUAAAAUUAAUUGUCGACACAUGUGAUUUUUCGCCGAGCCCGUGUUAAAAAUUCACUGGUAAAAAAAACUUUGUCAGCAAAAUUUUGCCGGGGGCGGGCCCCCCGGCCCCAGCCCUGGCUACGCCUCUGGAUACAACUACCUGAAAAAUACAAGGAGAGACUUCAAUGUUUCAAGUGAAGUCUCUUCAUUGGGAAGUUUGUAGAAAAAUACAAGUGAGAACUUCAAUGUUUUGAGUGAAGGUCAGGAAGUUAGUAGGAAUUAGUAGCGAAGCUUUCUGUUUUCCACUUUAAUGGUUUAACCUCAUUGAAAUAUUGUACUGUACCGAUUUUGUUAUUUUUGUGAAUGUCAUUAGUUUUGCUCUAGUGCUCCAAAAAGAAAUAAUUCUUCACUGUCCAUACAUUUGGAACACUAAAGACAGAAAACAAAACACAAAAUCUUUUUUAUUGCCUCAUAGUAAUUUAAGGUGGCUCAAUACAGUUUUUAAAAUAUGACAAAAUCGUCAUUUCUGUGAACAAUUUUCAACUCUUAGAAGAUUGUUCAAUCUAUGUGGUGCAAUUUUUGUCUUCUAGCAAGAAACCUCUCUUCAAAAAAUUAAAUCUAAAUCACAAUUUUAUCAUAUUUCAAAAACUGUAUUGAGCCACCUUAAGCAAAUUUGCAAAUAUUUUUAAGUGUUUCAACAUUCAAUAAAAAGAAUACCAGUGUUUUAUAGCAAUCAACUCCCACCCUUCUGCUGAAUUUUUGACUGACUAGUCACUAUGAAAACAUACACUGUAGUAAUAAUAUAAAAUAUAGGGCAGCUUGAAAUACAAGUGCAAACUUUCCUGCCGUUUUGCAAAGAGCAAGAUUAAAUGAUAAAUUAUAAAUAUUAUUGACCAUUUUCGUUUCAGAUUGUGCCCAAAGAGUGAAGAGUAUCUAUUAGCAUAUUUCAAAUCAGCAGAUUUUCUUGAUCAUUACCAAUCAGUUAGUGUACAGUUGGUGAAAGAUCUUCAAACUGCUUUGGAUGACGAUACGUUCGGUAAGUAUCUGCCAGUACUAGAAAACUAUAACUUUUAUCAUUCUGUCAUUAUAGUAUUAUACUAAAUAUAAUUUUCUCCAAAUUCCAUCGUUUUGUACCUCUUGACUAGCUUACAACGGUAUAUUCCAACUGUUUGACUGUCUCAAUGUGUUCAAGUGCCACGAGGUUGCAAUACCACCAGGUAUUACACAAGAGUUAUACCAGAGAGUUACAGAUGAAGUGACAUAUGUCUUCAAUCGCAUGUACGCCUAUCCCAGCAUGCAAGAGGCUGCGAAGGUUGGAAUUGGAUUUUUCGUCAAAGAAAUGUUCAAGGUAUGAUUGAAUACCAUCAUUUUCGUAUAGUACUGUUAUUUGCAAGGAUGAACAGUUGCCAAAUAUUAAAGGAAUACCGAAUGGUUUUCCGUGCAGGAUUGUGUGAUCCAUGCACGAGGGAUGUCGCAAGACUUUCGGAAAGCGUAAAAAUACUCGAGCUACAGGCGAGUGUACUUUUACCAAGUGCAUGGAUCACGCUAUUCUACUUGGAAAACCAUUUGGUAAUUGUUUUAUAAAAUAACUAUAGUGAAACAAUGACAUUUUGAUAAUCCGGCGAAAAUCACGCGAAUGCAUUUUAAUUCCUCGUGCAGAAUAGCCUAAUCCUGCACGGCUAUUGACCAAUCAAAUUGCGUGUUUCACUGUAGUUAUUAUAUAAUUUCUCUUCUUACAUAAAACUUAGAUAUAUUUGUAAGGUUGAUUAAUUUAAAACCUGAAGUGCUCUUCACAAAAGUGAAAAUUUCAGAAAAUUACAGACGAUCUUCUUAUCUUCGACGGUACCAAUAUAAUAUGCUUGUGAUGUUACUCUGAGUGUGUAUCCACACCGGGCAGGCUUGAAAAAUAUGCCCGGCCACGGUGGGAAUCGAAACUCAGUACCUUUCUUACGAUGGUCUAAAUAGAUCUUGUAGUUCGUUCUUGACAACUGGAUUCUGUAUCUCUGCACAUAUGUCCAGAGGGUGCCGCACCGAUUGCAGAACCACAAGUUCGAUGGUCUAUAGUUGCAUUUUUAGUAAUCCGAUGAUGUGCAAAACAUGUAUAUACAAUUUUUGCUCGAAAUUUUCAUGUACUAGAAACUUUUCAACAAUGAUUCGAAACUGUUUAUUGUAUAGGAAGUAGCUGACAUGAUGGAUAAUGAAUCCAAACUCAAGUUCAUUCUGUAUUCUGGCCACGAUACAACACGUAAGUAUUUAUUUGAUAAUUGAACGUUUUGUGACGUGACUGGAUAUAUCUACAGUAUAUAUAACCUAUCCAAACGGUUGAUUUACAGUACGUCAUUGUAAUUAUAAAUUGUGGGGUUAAUGAAUACUGGCUAACUCUAGAAACACGUGAAGCUAUAGCUAAGAUUUCAUUACUAACUGAUCCAAAAUCAUGAUAGAUGUGGACUGCAAGGGCGGAUUUUCAUUUUUUUAAAAGGAGGGUGGAAAAAUUUCUAGUCUGGUGCAAGCGGCACUACUGAGCGAGCUUCGACAGGAGUUAGGCGUUAGGGUUAACGACUUUCAUACAAAAUAGGAGGGGUGAAGUGACGUUUUGGUGGGGUUGAACACUUUAUAAGAGGGGUUAGUGAGAUUCUAGGGGGGGGGUUUAACCCCCCCCCCCAGUAAAUCCGCCCAUGGUGGACUGUGAAGUUAGUUAUCCGAGACCUGUCCUUGAGUUGUGAACUAUAUUUUUACAAAAGAGUUUGAGCCACAAUUUUCAUAACUGCUUCACAUGCCUUUCGGCAUUGCUUCACAAGAAAUAAUCUAGAAGUUCAUUUUCUUUUCGUUUUUCUGCAAAAUGGCGUUACUAUAGGCAUGAUCAUAGCUAACUCCAGAAUCUUUUGUAUGAUAUUAAACUAUAACUACCUUGAUAUCUGAGCCUUGAGUUACUAUAAUUAUAAACUCUGCUAUUUAAUUUAAAAGAGUUGAUUCGCCCACAAAAAUUCCUCAAAACCUCGUCGGCAUAGCCUCGCUUCAUUUUAAGAUUGAUUGGUCAACCACUCAACCUUAAUCCAGGAUCUUUUUUCCCAUCGCACUCCUGCACGUUCCAUUCAGAUCCUUCUUUAUCCCUCUCUGGAGAUCUCCAGAGUGCGACAGAGAGCCUGGAUACGAGAGUGAGUAUUGAUCACCUUUGAAAAAUAAUCUACAGCUAUUUUACUUUACGAUUUUCGCGACUUUUUUUUCGUUAGUCAUGCCUUUACAGUUGGCGUUUAACAUCAGUGAUGGAGUAUGGCCACCGUACGCUUCGCAGAUGAUUUUUGAAAUUUACCAAAUGUCGGACAACUCGUUUUACCUGCGCAUUUUGUACAAUGGCAAGGUGCAAAAGAUGCCGUUCUGUAACAACAAAGAAAUGUGCGACAUGGAUACAGUGGAAAAGCAUUUGGCUACCAUCGAACCUGAGAGCGUGGAGAAAAAUUGUCAAACGAGCAUGAAAGUCUAGGUGAAAAGCUAUGGGGAAAAAUAUUAAGCCUACGGAUAAAAGAGUGUGAAGUCCAUGGGAGCAAUAAAUUUAGAAUAAAUAAUAUAAAAGACUAAGUGAAAUUAUAAAAACAAUAUGGCAAAAGAAGAAUUAAUAUAUAAGAAUAAUUAUAAAUUAAAAAAAUAGUAGAAUUUUAUAUAUGAAAAAAGAAUAUUAAUUAAUAUAAAAUUGGAAAAAUUAUUGGGGUUAAUUAAUUUAAACAAUUGGGAAUAAAAUUAUCAUCCGCACUUCUCGUUGUCUCUUAAUUAAUUCCGCUGCCUUGAAGUGGAAAAGAGGAUCGCUUUCGCCAUUUUCAAGGUUAACCACCAAGAUCCGUGCACACACUCGAUCUAUGCCUUGAGCGAAAAAAAAUGGGC